Bombina bombina (fire-bellied toad) is the source of this 2423-nucleotide messenger RNA. RefSeq names its product tubulin tyrosine ligase like 10 (gene TTLL10). The coding region runs from base 298 to 2046 and encodes 582 amino acids. The record is from RefSeq and is a predicted model, not a curated record. The transcript is spliced from 13 exons. NCBI's taxonomy places the organism in Eukaryota, Metazoa, Chordata, Amphibia, Anura, Bombinatoridae. Gene Ontology annotation, biological process: protein modification process.
CUUUGUGUCAUGGUAACCAAAUGCUGCUUGUGUGAAAAGAAAAAAAAAAUGACUCCUGCAUUUUGAGAAUGAAUCUCUUACUAAGAAGCAAGUAAAUCCAGAUUAAUCAGAGCUUCACCUUUUAUCAAAACCAGGAGAAACCUUUGGGAUGUAUGAUGUACCCAUAAUAGCACAUGUGAAAAAGACCAGGAGAAAUCCCACCAUGAUUUUUCUACUGAAGGAAUGUGACCAAAUAUCUUGAGAUUUAAUGGUAUUUUCAACAAUAUCCUAAAACAAACACAAAGAAAAGCCAAAGCAAUGAAACAAAAGACAAUGUCCCAGUCUAGUAAGUUUAAUAAGGAAGAUAUGAGUGUAACUGGCUCCAAAAAAGAAAGAGCUCUAAAGAAAAGUCAUCAUGAAUUGAUGAGUGGAACUGGCUCAAAAAGAGAGAAGUCUCUAAAGAAAAGUCUUCAUGAAUCUGCGAGUGGAGCUAGUUCUAAAAGCCAGAUAGUCCUCAGAAAAAGUCCUGAUGAAUCUGUCAGCCCAAAAAAUUUUUUAAAGACUGUGCCAAAAAAUACAGCCGAGAACUGUAAGUCUGGCAGAGACUCCGACACUAAGGUUCCUGUAUUAUCGAAAAAGAAAGCAAUGACUCAACUCACUAGCCAAGACAAAGACUCACAACUUGUAGCCAAAACACCCAAAGCUGGGUUGGACUCAGUGAUGAUGGAUGAAGAUAAACCUGAAACUACUAGCACAAAGAUUCUAAACAAUUCUUCAGAAGCAUCUCAAUCAGAGAAGAAAAAGAUGCAAGAUCCUCGUGGAUAUGGACCAUUCUUUUAUAUUGGAGGCGGUAAUGGUGCACACUUAAUAAGCGCUUAUUGCACGAACAAAGGCUGGCAACAAAUACUUGACCCCAAGAGAGAGGAUUAUAAACUGAAAUGGUGUGAGUUGAAGAGCGCUUCCAGUUACUCAUCUUUUCAUGAAGGGAAACAACUGUUAUAUCAGAUACCAAACAAUAAAGUCCUUACAACCAAAAUUGGACUCUUAACCAGUCUUAGAGAAUAUGAGAGAAUUAUGCAGAAGAUCAACAAAGCUCCAAAUCACCGAGUUUUACAAAUGGAAGAUUUUAUCCCCGAGACAUUUCGUUUGGAUCUAAAGGAUGAAAGAGAGAAAUUCUUUUCUCUUUAUAAAGAAGAUCAAACAUGGAUUUGCAAACCCACUGGCCUGAACCAAGGACGUGGAAUCUUCUUGUUAAAAACACCAGAAGAAUUUGUUAAUCUUCAGUUUCAACAGCAGGCUUUGAAUGAUGAGUCAAUGAGUAAGAAAAUUCCCAACAGGCGUUCACAAGCCAGAAUUGUGCAAAGGUAUAUAGGCAAUCCAUUGCUUCUUGAUGGACGGAAGUUCGAUGUCAGGGCCUACCUACUCAUAGCAUCCACCAUACCCUACUUUGUCUUUUUCCGACAUGGCUAUGUGCGCCUCACCUGUAACAACUAUGAUCCUAAGUCUGAUGACCUCACUGGCCACUUAACCAAUCAGUAUAUGCAAAAGAAAAAUCCACUAUACAGUGAACUGAAGAAUGAGACAGUGUGGGGAAUGGAAAGAUUUAACAGCUAUGUCAAUGAACAUUUUGCUACUGCAAAAGGACUGCCGCAAAACUGGGUGCUAACCACUUUCACGAAAAGGAUACAACAAAUAAUGACGCACUGUUUCCUGGCUGUGAAAUCAAAGCUUGAAUGCCGUCUGGGAUAUUUUGACCUCAUUGGCUGUGAUUUCCUGAUUGAUGAAGAUUUUAAGGUUUGGCUGCUAGAGAUGAACUGCAACCCCUCCUUGAAUACCAAUUGUGAGGUGCUUAAAGAUGUAGUUCCAAACGUGGUAAAUGAAACACUAGAUCUGACUCUUGAAAUAUUCUACAAGACACUUAAAAGUCAAAGCAUUAAGCCCUUAAACACAGAGAGCAGCUUUAUAUUACUGUAUAAUACAUAUGUGAAUGAGCAGACGGGGAGGUCCAAAUCAACAGCAAGUCCCAUCAGGAAACUAAAGGCAUCUCUGAAGAAUGCCAGUGUUUGAGAAGAGGGGCUGCCGUAAUGUUCUUCAUGCAACAAAAUGAGGUCCGUUGGUGAAUUCACUCCGUAAAGUAAAGAAGUACAGCAAAAAAUUCAGCGUGAAUUUCCGUUAAAAUGUUUUUCAAGACUCAAAUAUUUAAUGACCAAAAAAAUAAAUUUUCCUCCUAAACAAAACCACGAAAGAAGAAACGUAAAUUCCAGGAAUGGAUUUGAUUCUUACCUGGUCUUUCUGGCCCAGUAUGAGAUUCCAGAAAUGUAAAGUCUACCUACACGUGCUUAUAGGGCCUACAGAAUGUAUUAACAAUGUUUUGAGACAAUGCAAAAAUAGCAUCUUUUCAGUGUUGAUGAUAUUUGAUUCCAGAGAACAGGAACUUUCUUUAG